Molecule: messenger RNA, 1577 nt
Organism: Glossina fuscipes
Lineage: Eukaryota; Metazoa; Arthropoda; Insecta; Diptera; Glossinidae
Gene: Art3
Product: protein arginine N-methyltransferase 1
Exons: 4
Coding region: 58-1533 (491 amino acids)
Biological process (GO): peptidyl-arginine methylation
Cellular component (GO): nucleus
Molecular function (GO): protein-arginine N-methyltransferase activity
Source: RefSeq, a predicted model, not a curated record
AGUACUUCGAUUAAAGAAAAAUAGAAAAGACUAAAUUUCUUUUUUACUGCAGAUAAGAUGUCUAAUUCAGAAACGCUCCACGUUGCUGAUUGGUUGAAGCAAGAUUCGGAUGAAGAGGAAAUGACGAACAAUGAGCCUACCACAUGUCUAUUUUGCACGGAAACUUUUCCUUGCAUUGAAAAAGCCUUAGAACAUUUGAAAAAACAUCAUAAAGUGGACUUCUACUGUCUCAAAAAAAAAUUUCGUAUGGACCAGUAUUCUUUCAUUAAAUUAAUUAAUUUUAUACGCCGUGAAAAUAUUGAACCAGAUAGACUACAUGAUGCGACCGAAUCGUUUUGGGACUUGGAGAUGUACUUGAAACCCAAAGAAUACGAGUCAUGGUUAACGUAUGAUUACGAGAAUAUGGAACCAGAAGGCCAUUUUAAGGAAAAUGAUGAAGAAGAACAGUUAUCACUUGAGGAAAUUAUUAAGAAGCAAAGGGAUCGAUUGGAGCAGGCGGCUGAACAUCUUACAGUUAUGAAUGCAACCGUCACCCGUCUUUUAGACAAAGAAGACAGGGAACCCCAAUCAGUCAAUGGUAUUUCACAUCGAUCUGACUCACAUUAUUUCGACAGUUAUUCUCAUUUUGGCAUACACUAUGAAAUGCUAGCGGAUACUAUACGCACUAAUAGUUAUAGAGAUGCGUUGCUAAAAAAUAAAUCUCUUAUUGAAGGUAAAAAUGUUCUGGAUGUUGGCUGUGGUACUGCUAUCUUAUCAAUAUUCGCGUCUCAGGCAGGAGCUAACAAAGUAGUCGGAAUCGAUAACUCUGAAAUUAUAUAUCACGCUAUAGGUAUUAUCAGAAAAAAUAACGUCGAUAAUGUUACAUUAAUUAAAGGGCGUUUGGAAGAUACAGUAUUGCCUCAGGAAAAAUAUGAUAUUAUUGUUUCUGAAUGGAUGGGUUAUUUUCUAUUAUUCGAGGGCAUGCUAGACACAAUAAUAUAUGCUAGAGAUAACCAUUUAGCUUCACAAGGAAAACUGCUGCCAAAUCGUUGUACCAUGAGCGUUGUUGGCUAUGGCGACGAUGAGUUAUUUAACCGCCACGUCUCCUUUUGGGAUAACGUUUUCGGCGUAGACAUGUCUGUUAUGCGUAAAGAAGUUAUGCAAGAACCUCUUAUCGAACUAGUUGACGCUGAAAAUAUUUUAACGGAACCCAAUUGCAUAGCAGAUUUUAAUCUUUUAACUGUGGGCUUAAAUUACCCAAAUUUUACCCACGUUUUUGAAUUAUUAUGUAUAAAAUGUGGUACCUUAUCUGCCUUAGUGGGUUAUUUUGACACUUAUUUCGAGUUACCCGAGCCCGUUAUAUUUACGACAUCACCGUAUGGAAAGCCUACACAUUGGAAACAGGUUGUUUUUUUCCUUGGAAAACCCGUUCGAGUAUCGUCUGGGGAAAUAAUUAAGGGCCGCAUCUUAUGUAAGCGCAGUGUAAAAAAUAGUCGUUCUUUAGAGAUUGUGAUAGAAAUAGCUGGACAAAAAUAUUUUUAUUAUUUAGAUUAAAAACAAAUUUUUUAUUCAAAAUAAUCAAACAAAUUUACUUAAAA